AUGUCUGAAUGGGAUUGGGACCACUGGGAUCACCUGUCCCAGGGGUCCAUGCCAGCCUCGCUGGAUGAGGGCGCUCUCUACCCAGUAGGUUUGGAAAGCCGCUUCGCAUACCUCUUCGACUCUCCGGCCCGAAGUCAUGUCACCACGGCCUUGGCGUCACAAGCCACGGCGGAGGAUGAUGUGGAGCUACGUGCCCAGUGGGAGGAUGAGAAUUUAGUCGAGUGGCAGAAGCUCACCGAGGCCUUAGAGAAGAGCGAAGCAGAGAAGGAGAUGUGGCGCCGAAAGGCCGAUGAACUGGAAGCUUUGGUGCUUCAAAGCGCUGAUCGUCAAGGAGAUGAUGCACUGGAGCGCAGUGUCUCGUCCGAGGUGGAACGUGCAGAAAAAGCCAAACGUCGAAGACCUUCUUUGGGGGCCGUUGACGAUGAAGCUCGACGCAAGUGGCGAUACCUCGUCUUGCUGUUGCUGGCUCGCUUGCAGCUGGACAUCCGCGAUGACAUCCGCGACGCCAAACGCAGUGAUGGACCUGCCAGCCCAGUGGAGGUGGAAGGGACUCGGAUUGGACGCGCAGUAAGCCUCGAUCUGACAGAGGGUCCUCAAGUUGCCCAUGCAGUGGAGUAUCGGAAGCGUGCGCUGGUCACCUUCAAUGCUCGCGUCAAAGGAGGCCAAUGCUGCGAUGCAGCGACCCAAACGGCGCCAGCCAUUACGCUCUCGAAGAUGUAUGGAGGCAUUGUGCCACAUUACAUCCAGCGCGAGCUGGCGCGACUGGGACAGGAAAAUCAACUUCUGCGGUAUCGCAUCGCCUCGGUGGCAAUGUCCCAGCCAAAACGAAAUGCAGUGAGACACCAGGCAACUCAAACGGCCCCUGCAUUGACGUUCUCCACGGGGAGAGGCAGACAGGUUUCUGCGGUCACCACCAUGACCAGGUUGCCACACUCACUGACUCACCAGGUACCACCCUCCCGGUACGAGCCACCGGAGGAGCAGAUGUUGCAGGCAUCCAUCUUAGCCUUUGUUCGAUCCGUGGAGAUGCAGAUCGAGAGCCAGGCCCCAUACCGUCGUGCAGUGAUCACCAAUUGCAAGCGGGUCGCGCAGACAUUGUGGCCCCGCUCUACGCUGGAGCUCUAUGGAUCCUACGCCAGCGGUUUGGGUCUUCGCAACAGCGGUUUGGAUUUGCUGCUGAAGGUGCAUCCUUCAAUCCAUGGCUUCUCUGCUCGUGCUGUCUCCGGAGAGACACCUGAUGAGCAGGCGGCGUUGUCGCCCAUCGAGGAGGACGACGAGCAGCUCCGACAGUUGAAGUUGGAGGAAGUGUCGCCUGCGCACUCCACCCGCUCUGUGCGUGGUCCAUUGUCCGGAUGGCAGCAACAGCUGUCAGAUCGACUGGCCAAAGAGAAAUGGGUGGUCAGCGACUCCAUCCGAGUGGCUGCGCAUGCAGCCAUCCCUGUGCUAUCCUUCGCAGCUGCGCCGGAGGUCAAGCGAGUGACAGAGAACGAGGAGUUCAUGACCUGCUCUACGCGCGUGGACAUUUGUCUCCACGACUCGGGCUACCGUGGUCUGCGAAGCAAGGCAUUGAUCAACUUCUUGUUGAGUCGCUAUCCAUUGGCCAGGCCGGUGACUUUGGUGCUGAAGCAGUGGCUCAUCGAACAGGCGUAUUCCAUGUCGCACAGUGGUGGCCUUUGCUCCUAUGGCUUGUUGUUGAUGGUCAUUGCUUUCCUGCAGUACAGCCCAGCCAAUACAGCAGCGGCAGCCUUAGUAGGCUUCUUGGACUUCUACGGUCAUCGCUUUGAUCCACAGCUGUAUGGUGUCAGUGUGGCGCGCUCGGCCUUCUUGCCCCGAAAGAGCCCUAUGUCUUGGCCGCCUCAACAGGCUGAGCUGGUGGAGCGUGGUUUCCUGGCACGAAAUGCCGGUGACACGGGUGAAGAAGCACAUCGCUUCGAUCCAUUGCUGGUGGAAGAUCCAGUGAACCCUACGAACAACGUAGGGCGGAACUGCUUUCGGAUUCGACAGAUCCAGCGGUCCUUGGCGCGGGCAGCAGAUCUCAUCGCGGGCAAAGAGGGCACUACCACGUUGAGAGCGAUUCUGAGGGUGGAUGGACCCGGCCAGGAGGCGGAAGAGUCAAGUUGGCACAUGGCCAAGCACGAUCAGCACGAGGACCUGUAUCUCAGCUUGGUGGAGCACGGAAACGGUCGCAACCUGAUGUUGCCCAUCUCAGCUCAAGGUCGAAUGGCGCGCAGUCACCUCCCACAACAGUGGGACAGUGUGGUGCGCUACGCGGAAAGCACUGGCCGCUUGCCAGGUAUGCGUUACUAG
Cladocopium goreaui is the source of this 2307-nucleotide messenger RNA. The record is from the annotation of a GenBank genome assembly. Lineage: Eukaryota; Dinophyceae; Suessiales; Symbiodiniaceae.